This is a messenger RNA of Acanthaster planci (crown-of-thorns starfish), 6805 nucleotides long. RefSeq lists its product as uncharacterized. Gene Ontology annotation, molecular function: RNA binding. Lineage: Eukaryota; Metazoa; Echinodermata; Asteroidea; Valvatida; Acanthasteridae. The record is from RefSeq and is a predicted model, not a curated record. Gene Ontology annotation, cellular component: sno(s)RNA-containing ribonucleoprotein complex. Gene Ontology annotation, biological process: ribosome biogenesis; pseudouridine synthesis; box H/ACA snoRNP assembly.
CGACAUAUCGAAACGCGCUUUUUGCAGGCAACCGCGUGAACAGGUUGAAGUCCGCGAACGAAGGGUGCAAGCCACUGUACACAUGUAGGCCUUUUUUCACAUUUUCAGACAAGCCUUACACUGGACGCGCAGAAUGAGAAUGCAAUCAAGACUUAUCAUGUAUUCUCGAGUGUAAAUUGUAGGUAUACAUGUACAUGUUCGUUGUAGACAUGUAAGGGGUUUACCAUGGAUCCCCAACUGCAGAAUCCCAGCAUAUGUACUUCACCAUCAGAGGAGAAAGUUCAACUUCAAGGAACUGUUAAGCAAGAACAUGAGACUGACUAUGCACCUCUUUCAUGUAUGCUUGGUAUGGAGGAGUCGUCAGUAAGUACCAAAUCCAGAGAAACUCUGUCAUCUCACGAUGAAUGCAAAAUCAGCAAACUUCAAGAGGAAUGUGCACCUUGUAUUCCAUACGUUCUAUCAUCUCCAUCAAACACUGCACCAGUUACUACUCCUGCACAAGUUAAUGGUUGCAUUGUGAAUGUAAAACUGGAAAGUGACAACUGUCCUGCCGCUGUUGGUUCAGGGGAUACUAGUACAGUGUCCACUCCAAUGAUUCCAUGUUUGGAAGAUGUCUCUCAAGCAUGUCAAGAGAUCACCGGUGAUACUCUCAAUAGUGUAUCUAUGAUAAUGGAGAACUUACCACAGGACGGUGAAGAAUUAAGACUCGAUUCAGAAGAUACUGAAGAUUCAUCGGCGUCAUCUUCAUCGUCAGAUAGUGUGAGUGAAACAGAAGAAGAUAGCAGUUCUUCCUCUGAUUCAAGCUCUGAGGACUCAUCAAGUUCAGAUGAUGAAGGAUAUGUUCGCACCAAAAGGGCAAGUGAUAGCGAGGAAGAACAUUUGGAAUGUCUUUUGCCACCUCCCACAACUGCUAAAGAGGUGCUUAUCAAGGAUUUGCCACCAGUGCAGCCCGUUGAUAUUGUUCUUAAAGCAUCUGAAGAGUUAAAACCUGCCGGUGUUGUGUCAAGUAUCAUCGGUCAACUUGUUGUGAUUCAGUCAAACCUUGGUGUUGAAGUCCUGGAUUCUGACACAGUUUUGUUCCUUGAAGACAGAAAGGCAAUUGGAAUGAUAUUUGAAGUAUUUGGUCCAGUCAGUUGCCCUCUCUAUACCCUCCGAUUCAACAGUGUGAGUGACAUUAAGGAUCUCAAGAUUGAGUUACAGACGCAGGUGUUCUUUGCUCCCAAAAUCCAAAACAUGACAACAUACGUCUUCACUCAGCGGCUCAAACAGUUGAAAGGAUCUGAUGCAUCCUGGGAAAAUGAUGAGGAGCCUCCCCCUGAGUGCGUUGAAUUCAGUGACGAUGAAGAGGAACGUGCAGCAAAGAACAAGAAAAAGAAUGAGAAACGCAAGAGAAAAACUCCAAAUAAAAGUCGAGAUACCUCACAUGAUGUUACCAUGACAACUGACAAGAUCCAGACUACAGGGCAUCUUUUCCCAUCGGGUGAUCAUCACGGUUACCAUGAAUCAACUAGUCAUCGCAGAUCAAGAGGAGGGCCAACCUAUGGCAUGAGACCAAGAUUACAACAUUCAAGAGGGAGGGGCGUGCCACACCCACCCUUUAGACAUCCUCAUCAUCCAAGACCAAGGAUGGAUUUCUUCAGUUCACCUUGGCAUACUCCAACCUUCCAGCAACAGUGGUCAUCCUUUCAUUCAGAUCACGUUUCUGGAGUUCCAGCCUAUGUACUUUUUAAUAUGUGGGACGGUUUGCCAUGAAAGCCGAAGGUUCGUCCGUUUUCCCUCUUCCAAACAGCUGUGAAACGAGGUGAUGUACUGAUCAUCAGCCUGACCUGAACCUUGCAUUUGUCAUCUGAGACGCGUGUGGUGUUGAGUGUUCGUCUCGGGAAACCUCGGACGGCCCAUAAUGUAAACACUUGUAAUGUCCCUUAAGCAAAAGAUGCCCAACCACAUAAGUAGGCCUACUCUUUAACACUGCGUUGUUUUUCGUCGAACUGGUGGGAUUUCACACCCACUUCCUUAAUAUGUAAACUCGUUCAAUCUGGAGGUGGUAACGCCUUGUUUUUGCCACCUCGUGGCACCACAAAAUGUAACGGCUUGAGUUUUUUUUAAUGUGAUGUCGAUAUUGUGGAUAUAAUCACGUGCCACAGGCUGAUAUUGACGCUUUCAUCAAACUUCCAUAUAAACAAGCUUGUUUUGUUCUGUGAAAGUAUGUAACUUGGUGUUGCAACAAUUUGUUGUAUCAUGCAGUAUGAUUUAAAAUCGUGUGUUAGAUGAAAUGUUGAGUGCUCGUCUUUGCAUGAUACGAAACAAACCAAAGAUAGUGUCAAACUGUAUGAAAAGUGAUGUUUAACUUUUGUAGGCUUCUCUGGUGAAAUCGUGCUCUAUUCAACAGUCGACAGGGUACACUGCCCAUAAGUUCCCCCAUGUACGGCCUUUUGUAUUGAAAGCAUUUAUUUCCUAAUUAUUUGCCGUUUUCACAUAUCCUUUUUUCAGAGAAAAAGUAACUAAGCAAGCUGAUGUUAAUCUAGUAGGUGCGUCAAUUGGAUGUACCCGUUGAAAUGUUGAUUCCUGACAAACUGUCCAUUUUGCAGUCUCGUCACCUGGUUCCUAACUAACGCACCCCUCUUCCCCAUGCUAACAAUUUAAAACAGAAAGGGCCAGAACGCUGUCUGUCCAAGUCUGAUCGAUCUGAAUUGUUUUAGCCCAAGGUUGGUGGAUUUUGAAGCGAAAUCAUCGGAUAGUGCUGUUUAACCGCUUGGCCUGCACGUGCGUCAUCGGAACUGUCCGCUGUAGGGGCGAUAAUGAAGCGUAGGUUGGAUUUUAUUUAAAAUUCUGAAUAUUACUUGAGUCUUCCCUGCAGACGCCGUAACCUAACCCUUACAUUCCCAUCUGCACACGAUAUUUUUGACGUUUGCUUGUCAAUUUGAAAUUUUACAAUGAUAUGCUGGGAUUAUAAAGGAAAUCCUAGAGGAUUGAAAGUGAAACGUUAUUCACUGUUUCAGAUGUGGCGAUCUGUCCCGUUGUGCAAUUCGUAAAGGUAAAAGCUACCAACCCUGCCACUAAAAGGUGGCCUUUAUGUUUACCGGCAACUGUGCCAGUUAAGUUUCUCUGUAUGUACGACACUGUUUCGUAAUCAUGAUAAAAAAUGAAUUUCCCAUUUUCACAUGAACUUUACAGGUAUUCAUCUUAACAGACAUCACAUUACUAAGCUGUCCACUGAUAGAAGUUCAGAAGCUUAACAUUAUACAAAGUGACAUGAAGCGUACGUGUAUGCGGCCUGGCUUAAUAAGUACGAGCCAAUUAAUGACAAGUCAAAGGGGAUUUACAUCUCCUAACAGUGUUGUAAGAAUCUGGGAUUUUUAUUAAUUUAUUUAUUCUGGUUUUGUCAAUUCAAAUAUACAGGCUAGGCAGCCACAUCAGGGUCGCUGAUAAAACCAAAUUUACAAUAAUCUAAAGGCAUUGCAUAUCAGUGAAAGGGAAUAUAAAAUGAUAAGAGUAUGGAAAAUGGUUCAUAAUUUUUAAAAAGUAAAAAUAAAAUUGUGAAAAAAUUAAGUGAUAAAUCUAUGUUUACCAAACAGAGAAAAAAAUUGUGAAGACAGUUCAUUCAGGACAGUUGGUGAAAUGACAGAUUCUCACUCCCACAUACGAGUAAAAAUAUUACGAAUUACAAAAGUUUAGCUAAAACUGGAAUUGUAGAUUUCAUGUAUCUAUCAGUUUUACACUUUGGUACAACAAGUGUAGUCGUAAAUAAGACUUGAGGCUAUGCAUGGCGAAAGUACUAACUAUGUGAAGUUUGCGGUGACACCAUGUAGUAAGUGUAGUCGUAGAACUGUCUCUGAGUAUUCUGAGUCUCUGGUAGUUGCGUUGUUCAAUUUAAGGGGUGGAAGAAUAUUUCUGAAUCUGGGGGAUUCAAAAAGUUUCGUACCAAAGUUUUACAGUAAGGUAUCCCUUCUAGUUUCAAGACUAGAAAUAUCUAAUACAUCCAGGGCAAUGGAGUAGCUGUGAUACUGACGAGGGCCUAAUAUAAUACGACAUGGACGUUUUUGUACAUUUUCAAUUGUAUUAACCAGUUGUUUACUUAUUGAGGUAUGCCAGACUGGGCUUACUCUAAAACUUGUCUAAUGUAGCAUGUAAAGACCGAGAUUGAGUCAGCCGAGUAAGCAUCAUAUUUCUUUAAAAUACACAAGGUAAAUAAUCUUCGAGGGGCUCCAGAGAUAAUAUUAGCAACAUGCAUGUCCCAAUUAAAUUCACUCUGAAUUGUGACUCCCAAAAGUUUCAUGUGAUUAACCUUGGUUAGCGAUAUAUUAUUAAGGGUAAACAUUGGGUUGGGCAUAACGCGUCGAAGAAAACUGAUCAUCAUUACUUGGCAUUUAACAGGUUUGGGGAGAAAACCUUGGACCAUUCUGAAAGAUCAUCAAGAUGGGAUUGAAGUUGAGCAUUUUCACCAUUUUGAUUAAAUCCCCGAGGGUCUUCCAAUAGCAGCAUCGUUAACUAGGACCAGAAAUAUUAUAGAACCUAACUUAGUUCUCUGCGGAACGCCGCAACCAAUAGUUUUGACAGAAGAAGUGUAAUUAGCAAGUUUGGUAUUUUUUGUUGCGAUUAGAAAGGAAGCUACAGACAGUUGGAAUAAUUGAGCGUCUAACCCCAAGGUUAAUAAGUUUCUUGAUAAUAAUAUUAUGGUUGACGGGAUCAAAGGCUUUGGUGAUGGCAAUCGCAGCUAGAUACGCAUAAUGAUUGGGUUUGCCAAGUCCCUCAUAUACAGAGUUUAACAUAUCUACUAGAUAAUGAGUGGUAGAGCUGCCCUUAAUGUUACCCUAUUGCUUUGGAUCAAGUUUGACAGAAAUAUCGUAAAAAAUGUAUUUGGCAAUAAAUGAUUCAAAAAUUCGAGCUAAUACCGGUGUCAAAGAGAUAGGUCCUUUAAAGAAUCUUGUAAAGGGCUGCUCUGUGCAAUAGGUGACUUUCCCAGAUCCUUUUUAAUGGCGUACUUAGAAGGUUGCGUGACUCGUGAUUCUAGAGUACUUGUCUGGGUCUAUGCCUAUCCAGAAAACGCCCGUCUCUUCAACCCUUGUCCACAGUUCCGCUGUGUGGUCUGCGUGCAUGGUCCCAACAUACAUUUUCAUUGCCUUUUUUGUAUCCAUCAGACGUUGAAACACACCUCCUUUUUAACUAUAAUGCAUUCAGUUUUAUUUCAGUUAAGAGCAUCAUGCUAUCUCCUUUUAGUCAAGGUGGCCAGCCUGGCAGAGUGCUUUGGCAAAUACCUAAUCCGUCACUCAAAGCGUCAUUGCCUGCAAACAGUGACGUCAUCAUAUUUCUAAGAGACUCAAGCAUAGUGCAUUUGGAGGGGUUUGGUUUGAUCCUGCGUGUAUGAUUUGGUGUGAUUAGGUUACGCCGCCGCGGGUGUGAGCUUAUGUUGAUGAAGGUAUUACCAAUCAUGAUAUCAAAGGCUGGAGAUUACAUCUUGUAAUGGUUUUUUUUCACGGAAGAGUUGAUAGACCUUCACUUUAAGCUCACUUAAUACCGAGGAAACAGUUUGGCGCCUGAAAUCAUUUUUGGGGCAUCUUGUGUUUAUGUUUACAUUUAGGUGUUUUAUACAUGUAGAUAGGCCUAUCGUGAGUACAGUAUGACAUUGACAAAACACUCCUUCUGGCACAGUGCCUGAAUCAUGAAUUUCAACAGUUACAUGAACUUAAUAAAUAUACUAUGCUUGGUAAGGUUUCUUUGUUGAUAUUUUCAAUUUGAGCUCAGAGUACUUUGUAAUAUUCUUCCAGAGACUAAUUUUAUAAAAUCAAACAUGUUCUUUUCAUGUUAUCUUGACUGGGAGUUAUUUGUCGUGUUUGUUCGAUACGAGCGACAAGGGUGUGACUGUAAAUCACAAGAUAGUGCCGAGAUGGAACUGUCAUGCCCAUUGCAAAGCUGUUGAUCGAGUUGCAAGAUACACACGGCUGAAAUCUAAACACCGAAUAGUCAUCGGAAGACUAAUGCUCCAACAACCACAGAGUUCACCGAAGUGGAAGUACGUUUCAAAACAAUUACUAACCAUUACUAAAACCAUAUCGAGUAUCCAGUUUUCCAAAUUCACUCCGUCACGAAAUUUUGUUUGCCUCGUGAAAGAGUCGUGACAGCUGGAUUUCAAACCAACACCUUUAAGUAGAAGCAACUAAAUAAGGUCACGCGUCUGGCUUUCCAACACUCUUCAGCUCUCUAGGGAUUUAAUGUCAGCAUCAGUUGCUAAAACACAGUGCAUUUACGGAUUGUUUUUUGUCUUCUUGAUCUGCAAUGCAUUUAUCGAUGGUCUUGGGAAGGAAGAUUGACUGUGUAUAUAAGUAUUUUCUUUAUGUAGGCGGUCUUUUCCUUUAUGUGUCUUAAACUUAAUUUCUGUUCAUCGCAAUUCCGUAGUCUGUUGAUCAAAUAUUCCCGACGUCAGUCUUAAUAUCUCAUUGAUUUUCCACCCCAUGUGUUACCUUGGUCGAUUCUGUAUGUACAACACUCUUUGCUUCGUAAUCUGCGCCCCUGGUUCACCUUUCAUCUUUUAGGCCUAUGGCAUAUUUUCAUAUUGAGCUAUGGUUGGGUCGUUAAAUCCUAGUCACUAGAAUUAAGGCCUUAUUACAUCACACGAAUUUCGUUUACUCACCCCCCCAACAAAUCAGGGCAUCACUGACGUCAUAAAUCCCAUUGGCUGUUGUCUCCUUGCCAUUUUCCUCAAGUAUUAUAGCUAGUCUUUCCUCGUGUCUUCUUAUGUCAGCCUGUCUGCAUGUAGGCCUAAGUGCUGGUCUCUUUUCGUGUCUAUGUGGUGCCUUAUUCAUGUAUG